CGAGCGUCCGGCAAUGGCUCGAAAUUUCAGCGAGCGUGCAAAUCUGUCCUUUCGGCAACCUCGUCGGGAAGGGCUUCCAAAAAUUCCGGACUUAAACCUUUUGGCAGUUCCACCAUUCGGCCUGCAAUUUGCUCUGCCCAGAUCGCAUUGAGAACGCCUCUAGACACCGUUGUAAUGAUGUCAUCCGGACCUGGAGGCACAAAUUACGGACCCACCGACCAAGUAGCAGGGGGAGAAGGCGGCCUGGCUUCUCAGUGGAAUGAAGUAGACGAGCAUGAGGUUAUCGUGAAGGAGAAAAUGGCAUGCGAUCGUUGCCGUCAGCGGAAGACCAAGUGUAAUCGCGUUAAUCCGUGCUCACAUUGUACCAAGGCGGAGGUGCAGUGUACAUUCAGACUGGCUCAUGAAGUCAAAGAAAAGCGGCAACGGGUCAUGAUCUCGAGUGUAUACGAAAGGAGACUUGAGCAUAUUUCGAAUAGAAUUGAGGAGCUCUACGAAAUUAUAGGUCAACUUAGAGAUGGCCGAAAUAAUGACGAUAGUAGCUUCAUGGCCCCGAUUAGUUUACGAACACCAUCAUAUUGCCCGCUCCAAUUUGUCAGACUUCAGGCAUCCGCCAAAAUUCCAGCUCCAGUGGAAGGGAUUGAGUCCGCAUUGUUUGCUCAUGCCGUUUGCGCAGCGGGAGCUCUCGAAACCGCUGUAAUGAAUGACCCAUAUUCUAGGGCCACGGACGAUAUAACUUCGGCGUUGAAUACUUUACGGAGCACAGUCAACGAUCAACAGCAGCGAAAUGAGGAGGAGCUGGCUGGGUCACGUUUUCUUCUAAAUGUGCUGCCUUCUGGUCGUAGUCUCAGGGAUUUGCCUAUCCCUUCCGUGGAUAAAAUCAUGGCAUGCCUCAGGAUUGCUCAAGAGAGCUCUCCGAGCGAGCUUUACUGGCCAUUUGAAUUUGGCUCUCUGGGAGAGUUCACUCAGUACGUGAUCAGAGUCUGCACACCCGGCCCGAUCAGCGAUAUGGAGCUGAUCAUAGUCCACUACGGUCUUUACUCGCUCUUCACCCAAUGCUCGAUUGGUGCCGAUGACGAGAUGCUCAUACAGGACUACAAUGUGCAAGCUACAAUAUGCAAGGAGAGCCUCGAGACAAUUCUAUCAAACCUUUCCUUUCACAUCGAUACCAAUAUUGACUCUAUCUGUGCCUUGUACAUGGCGUCUCUUCAUUGUCUGCAUCAGGGAAGAGUGUCCGCAACCUGGACGUUCAUUUCAAGAGCUUCACUCAUGUGCCUGGCCGUGGGGUUGCAUAGUAGUCAGGCCAUGAUAACGGAACAAGAAAACUCAGUGCAGCGAAAGAUGUGUCUUUUCUGGGCUGUAUACGCCCUGGAGAAAACUGUGGCUUUGCGGCUCGGCAGGCCAUCGACUAUUAGAGACCAGGAUAUCACCAUUCCACGACUCACUUUGGGCCGCAAAAUGGCCUCCCUAGCAUUUAACCGGCUGCCUGACUGGAUCGAUAUAGCUAGUCUCUACGGCUGCUUGUACGAUAGCUUAUAUAGUCCGCCUGCAUUGAUACAGCCCGGCUCCGUUCACUUGUCUCGUACCAGUGCAUUAGCUUCUGAGCUGGAGCGAAUGAUAGCCGCGAGAACCGAAUACUAUAAUCGGCCAGGCCUGUGGAGUAGCCAUAUGCUAGAUCCGAAUCUUUCACGGUUCAUCAUACACACCAACAGAGCUGUAGAAUACUCAACCUUGGCGUCCAUAUACCGAGGAGUUCCGACAGAGAGUCCUUCGGGUAUAGUACCUUGUACGCAAUGUAUCGCCGCUGCGCGAAUAGCCCUUGAAGAGAGCGAAGCCAGCAUUGCCAUACUUUCAGAUGCAGCAAAAUGGCCGGCCGGUCUUUACAAAUGGAUUAGCGAGAUUCUCCUCCUAGCGCCAUUUAUCCCUUUCACAAUUUUGGUCUGCAGUAUUGUUGAUACCGCUGACGUGUCGGACCUGGGCCGCUUGGGGGGAGUGGUUGACGGUCUACAGUCUCUGGCACAAUCGCCGCGCUAUGCCAGCUGUAAUAGACAGCUGCGUAUUUUCAAGCCACUAUAUGAUGUUGCAGCUCGUUACGUCGAAGCAAAGACAAGCCGAGAAUCAACAGACACGGUUAGCAUUCUAUUCACCAACCCCGACACCGAUGUCUACUGCAAUGAUGAGACUUGGUUAGGUAAUGAACUCUCUCCUGUCUCGUCUUUACCAUUAUCGAAUAUAUAGUCAACCGAUUCGCCCCAAGCUCCAACAAUUACAUCAUAGUUUAAGGCUUUGGAACAUAGCCAACGGGACCCAAUUAAGUAAGGUUUAUUCUCUCCGAUCUUGAAAAAGGGUUUAUCCUCCAUCGCCGACACGUCCUAUAUCAGAGGCACUCUGAGAACACAGAAGGCUAUACCGCGCUGUGCCCCUCCAAAGCAGCGCGCACAGUCUUAGCGCUGCCGCUGCUCUGCAGAUCGUCAAGUGCCAAGAGCUCGUGCAGUUCGAG
Molecule: messenger RNA, 2497 nt
Organism: Trichoderma asperellum CBS 433.97
Lineage: Eukaryota; Fungi; Ascomycota; Sordariomycetes; Hypocreales; Hypocreaceae
Biological process (GO): regulation of DNA-templated transcription; DNA-templated transcription
Molecular function (GO): zinc ion binding; DNA binding; DNA-binding transcription factor activity, RNA polymerase II-specific
Source: RefSeq, a predicted model, not a curated record